Messenger RNA from Cheilinus undulatus (humphead wrasse), 2573 nucleotides. Its product is annotated as LHFPL tetraspan subfamily member 3 protein-like. The record is from RefSeq and is a predicted model, not a curated record. NCBI's taxonomy places the organism in Eukaryota, Metazoa, Chordata, Actinopteri, Labriformes, Labridae. Gene Ontology annotation, biological process: sensory perception of sound. Bases 598 to 1278 code for a protein of 226 amino acids. The transcript has 4 exons. Gene Ontology annotation, cellular component: plasma membrane.
AACCGGAGAACAGAUUCACCGCUUAACGAUCCUGACGGGAGGCGUCGUGUUUUUGGCUUUGACUGUACUCAUUUGUAAGUAGCCUACAGACCCAUUAUUACAUGCGAGCCCUUGGGUGACAUAGUCCAGCCUGCUGGUUAUAGCGCGUUGUUAUUUUUUGCUCGUGCUGAUAGAGGCUCGUCAUUUAUGUGAAUAAUACAUCUCUGUUUCACUCCGAGGUUGUUUGAGGUUUUCCAAGGGCAUCGGUGAGCGGCACGGUGCGGCAGCGAUGAGCACAUCUGACGGCUACACCGAGCAAGUGGGAGGGAACCUGUUCGUGCUGCUGUAGUCAUUGAGUUCUCAGAGUUACAUCCCGGGUUCAAGCUCUGUGCCUCAGCUCCUCGCUCGGUUCAGCGCCUGGCUUUAGGCUGCAACGUCAUGAGUUGAUCGCGUCUGACAGAUGUUGCUGUGUUGCAGUUGCACAGGCGUACAUAUUCCUCUUGAUCUCGCUGUUUCGGGUUUGAUUCAGUGAAAAGCAGCUUUAUGUCAUAAAUGUUCAGUCCUCGCUUUGUGCUCGCGCUGAUCGCAACCUUCUUUUAGUCUUCGGGUUUCCAUAAAAUGAUACCUGGAUCUGCCGCAUCAAUGCUACCGUCUGCAGAAGCUGCGAAAUUGUACCAGACAAAUUACGUCCGCAACUCCCGUGUCAUCGGACUCCUGUGGGCCAUCUUCACUAUCCUGUUCGGUAUCGUGAACGUGACCAUCUUCUCUCAGCCCUAUUGGAUUGGAGAUGGUGUGGAUACGCCACAGGCCGGCUACUUCGGCCUCUUCCACUACUGCGUCGGAGACGGACACUCCAGAGAGCUGGCCUGCCAGGGCAGCUUCACCGAGUUCUCCGCUAUCCCCUCCGGUGCGUUCAAGGCCGCCUCCUUCUUCAUUGGAAUGUCCAUGAUGCUGGUUGUCACCUGCAUCGGCUGCUUCAGUCUCUUCUUCCUCCUCAGCACAUCCACCGUUUACAAGAUCUGUGGCUGGAUGCAAGCUGCAUCAGGUGUGUGUCUGGUGUUGGGCUGUAUGAUCUAUCCUGAUGGUUGGGACAGCGAUGAGGUGAGGCGAAUGUGUGGAGAGCAGACAGACAAAUACAGCCUGGGAGCGUGCUCGGUGCGUUGGGCCUACAUCCUGGCGAUCAUGGGCAUCCUGGACGCUCUCAUCCUCUCUUUCCUGGCUUUUGUCCUGGGGAACCGGCAGGACGGACUCAUGACAGAAGAGCUGCUGGCUGAGAGCAAGGAGGGAGGAAACGCCUAACGAAAUCUUUAGGUUCCUAAACCCUAUGUGUCUGUCAUCAUGAUGUACCUGUCCCUCUACACGAGCUUGGAGGAGCGAGGCAUCCAUGCCUUUGGAGGAGAAUAAUACUAUGGAACCAGCCAGCCUGCCUUUUACAUCUCCCUGCCAUAACCCUGCUUUAACCUUCCCUUCAAGUCCAGCCAUCUUGCUUGCAGUCCCUUCAUCAUCUCCAGCACUAGACAGAGCCUGACGCACUUUUAUCCCCCUGUGUGUCUACAGAGCUAACCCUUGCACUACAUGUCAUACACUGUACCGGGGCAGAGACUGUUAUCCUACAGAGAAGAACACGGACUACCCACUACCUACCAGAGAAGGCACAGGGUUGACAUUGCAUACCUGCAGUACGAGCACACACAAACUCACAAACACACUUUAACACACACAUACAGUACAUUCAGACAAGACAAACUCUGUAAUUACAACUAUUAAGCUAUGUUAACACUUAGACGUGUGUACCACCAUCAGAAUGUGUGUCAUGUAUGUUUUAUUUGUGAAAAGAAGAAGAAACCUCUCAUUUUAAGAUUAUAUCGGGUUUAUGUAAAUCUAUUGUGUUUCAUAUGUAGCGUUUGACAAUGAAAUGAAAGUCAUAGUUUCUUCUUUGCCCAUACAACCCUUUGUUCCUCUUCAUUUACAAGAAAAAAUAUAUUUAACACUGUUUUAUAAGAAUACUAUCAUCCAAAAGAGGAUAAAAAAAACUUGUAUUAAAAAGUAUGUACAGUAAAUAUUAAAGAUGUUCUAGGAAUUUUAACUAAACCCAUUCAAUGCCCUGCUAGCUAACUUUGCACAGCGCUUCAGUUUGAGAAGAAAUCAAUAUUUUCUAGUCUGUGGUAUCUAUCUACACUGUGACGGGGGCUAUUAGGACUGUGUGCUGCAGGACUCGUAGCUGCUGUAUGAAUGUGUGAGCGAGUGUGAGUUUCUGCACAUAUGUGAGCGUUGGUCUGAAUGUGUUGCCUGCAAUAGUUUGUUGGGCUAGAGAACAGAUAUGCCAGCCUCACAUACACACAAUUGUCCUGUUGUGUCGCUAAAACAGUCUCUGUGUUUGUUUCUUUGACUUCCUUUCUCCCUUUGUUUUGUUGGGACUUACAGGGUAGCAUGAUGAAGUGUUAUUUAUAAUGGAUGAAGAUUUGUUGGAUCAGUAAGGCCUGUCCCAGCGUCACCUGUGGAUAUUUCCUGUGUAAAUAGAUAUUCUAUAGAUACAAAACAGUUUAAAAUAUGAAGGAGAGUAACUUAGAGCAACUAAAGAGAUUCCUAUAAGA